Messenger RNA from Hermetia illucens (black soldier fly), 5059 nucleotides. RefSeq lists its product as uncharacterized. NCBI's taxonomy places the organism in Eukaryota, Metazoa, Arthropoda, Insecta, Diptera, Stratiomyidae. Bases 1349 to 5059 code for a protein of 1236 amino acids. The transcript is spliced from 9 exons. The record is from RefSeq and is a predicted model, not a curated record. Gene Ontology annotation, molecular function: calcium ion binding.
GAGAGGACUUCGCUGUGUGUAGUCGCCGUGUGUUGUGCUGUGCAGCAAACGGAGUUACCGAAAACAGGUAGAAAGAAGAAAUAAGUGGCUUACCUACAUUUCACCGUCGCGGCGUGUGUGAUUCGCAUAUCCAGUGAAAGAGGUUGCGAGAAAGAAAGAUCCGCUUGACGGAGGCUUCGAAGACUGGUUGCGGCUCGGGUCUGCUCCGCGGUGUACAUUCUAAGGUUUCUCCUUGACGCGGUUUCUUAUUGGAGUGUGCAAGGAAUACAGUGGUUCCGUGGAAAUGUGUUAGUACCGCGGCCUGGGAAGAUAAGACGCGCUAGACUAGCUUGGCUGGAGCAUCUCAGCCAAGAACGAUCGAAAACAGCGUCAUCACAAAAACCUGCAUACCUGCAAGAUACCAUAGAUGCCAUAUAUGAAAAUUGAUUGAGGAAAACAAGACAUUUCUGCGGUCAGGUGAAACGACUCCUCAUGCGAGGAAUGAGAGGAAAAGGGGUUGCUGGGUUGUUGGAUCAUGGUGACGCGAUGCUAUGCACCUAAAACGGCCGGACGCACUUGGUUGCAGAUAUAACGUGUCGAAUGCAAUUAGGCGAAAUAUGUCGUUUAACCCAAUUUUCGUAAAGGUUUAACGUAGUGGCGGAUGCUAAGCGAUUCUUUCCGGUAGUGAGAAGGAGCCUUGGAAUUGUGUUGUGUGAACAAAGGUUAAUCUUGAAGUGCCCCUUAAAAUUGCAACAAGUGCACUAGGAUAAAAGUUAAAAUCGACCAAGUUACCUGAAACCCCGUGUGUGUUAGAUCCAAGCUCAUAUGUUCGGAUAGUCAGUUAUUGUCGAAUUUUUUUCACUCACUUCACUCCGCCGUGCACGCAUCGAGCCAGCAGCGAACGGAUCAUAAUUUCUUCAGAAACUUUCACAUUUUCCAUUUACGUGUGAUUACAUUACAUUGCGCAGUCGCGUACAAAAGCUGUAGCAGUUUUGCGGAUUUUAUCUUCCAUUUUUUCGUAUUCUUCAUUUUUGCUGUCUUCGUGUUGGUACUGAACGCGCAAUGCCCAACUUAUGAUCAGGACACUACAUCUAAAGGAUCGUCUCUUCGCUUUCUUGAUGGACGCUUUGGAAACCAUUUUGGAAGAUGAGAUAUUUCUGUAUUCUACAUGAAACAAUUCAUCAAUUCAUUUAUUACCUCAAAUUUCGGGUGUUCAGUUUUCGUCCAGUGGCCGAGUGAAUGAAUGAAAUAAUGCGGUCAGAUUUGAAUCGUGAAGUGUCAAAAGUUUAAAAAUUUUGAGUACCUUUAUUUAGACCGAAAAAUAUUUAUUUAUUCUUUAGGAGAUAAGCUAUAAAAAGGAUUUAGCACAAUGAAUGGUUGGAGUUUAGUAUCAUGGCUCUGCUGCGCAGCAAUUGUUUACGGUGCCAAUGAACCACUAUCCGUAUCACAGAUAUCACCAAAAUCUCAAAGUGUGGUGGCGCCUCUUGAUCAAUUCCAGACAUUCACGACACUGAGUUCGUCUAGCAAUUACGCUUCAUUAGACCUGGAUAACCAAUCAGCAAAUAAUGCGGCUAAAUCAAAAGUUCUUAAACGAAUUGAACGAUCUGCGUUGCCGAUAAUUAACGAAUUCUCAUCGAAACCGAGUUUGGAUGUAGAAGAACGUUUCAACGACUUAGAUACGAACGAUGUUGAUGUAUCUGGCAGAUACUUCAAUUACAUCAAACCGACAGCAACUUUCGAUAGCCCUGUGGGUGAUAGUGAUGCAGGUGGUAAUGGGGCUGGUGAGAUCACACAGAGCCAGCGUAUGGGCAAGGACCUUUCGGAUGAAUCAGCCGAUUCUUUUUUAUUGAAAGGGGGUCCUCGACCGCUUCCGUCGGGGUCCCCAUUAUCUACGACGAUCAGUCCGACUACUGCAUCGCAGAUGACACCGGCUGCAACAUCCGUUAAUUCGAAUCAACCGAGGCAGAAGCCAAAUCCUGAUAUUCAGGACAUUAUUACAGGAAUUGUAAAGUUGCUAAAUGGAAAUGUGAAUGUUCAUGCAAAUACGCAGGGAAUACGUAGGCCUGGUGCAAGCAGAAUUAAUAACCGAGGUCCACCAAGGAUUUCCGAGGCACAACCAAUUCCAAUUGAAUAUGAAGGACAAAAAAUUUUAGACUCAACUUUGCGCCCACCUCCAUUUUCUUAUGAUCGGCCGGAGGGUCCGAUUAGGCCAUACAUAACUGGCGUGCCCCUUCCUGAACAAAUUGUGCCUGCAAUGAACCAAAAUUACAGACCUGGCUUUGUCAGUCAAAAUAAACCUCCUUGGCAUAGACCACGACCUAGGCCUCCAAUUGGUGGGCGACGACCGAUUCCACCUUAUAAACCUAUUCCACCUCUGAUAGAAUAUCAUCCAGAAGACGAAAUCCAAUUCACUACAUUAGAAGCUGAAAGCAAUGAAACAGUAGAUAAUCAUGCAACUGACACCACUAUGGAUGCUAAUGACAAUGAUGGCGAAGGAGACAUAACUCUCCCAUCAGCAUCCACAGACUCUAAUGAGGACGCGAUAACAACUCAAGAAGUUCCAGUGAAGAAAGAUGAGUAUAUGAAGAAAAAGGACACUAAAAUUAAAUCGUCCGAUAAGAAAGCCCCAAUCGCCCAAACGCAGCCAGCUUUCCAACCCACAAUGACCACUAUAAUCAGUUCAACAUCUAUAGUAAAUACAACACAAGUUAUAGCAUCAACAGUUCUGGAUCAGAAUGCCUUUGAAAUUGAACCUUCAUUAACACUGGAAACAUCUGUUGAAGAAAUAAUGUCGUCGUCAACGUCAAUUACUACCCCAACGCCUGUCCUUGAGGAAUCUCAAACCACAACGUCGUCACCUAGCACUCCAAGUUCAUCUUCUAUUGAAUCUAGCACUACCACUACAUCACUAAUUACUCCAACACCAUCAAUACCAUCUAUAACAUCAUCCUUCUCAGAAACUAGUAAACUGCUUCCGAAACCAGAAACACCACCACCAGAAACAACUCCUGCAACAAUCGAUUAUCAUCCUCGGCCUGGCAUUGUUUUGGACGAUCCAGAAUUUAAGCCAGGUGGAGGGGGUCAUCGACCAAAUCAGCGGCCACAGCGUCCUCCAGUGCAACCUACACGUCAUACACCACCUCCUGGUUAUGGUGAAAUUUUUGAUGUGACUCUUUCAGCUAUCCAAGGCCCAGGGUCGGGAAGCGGAUCCAAACAAACUAUUAAUAUUAAACCACAUGGUUAUCCAUAUGGUAAUGUUGAGAAUGGAGAUAUAAUUGUAUCGCCAUCGGGUGACGAAGGAUUUGUGUCGAUAGAUGGAAAGAGAACAUAUAUAAAUUUAUUCGGUGAAUCUACAGAAGCUCCAACCCACUUACCAACUGCUACACCUUCGGUCCCAGCAAGUAAGCUACCUCUAUCUCCGGGGAUAACUGGCACGGGGUAUGCAGUUCCAGAAGCAGACCCGCCUGUUUCGGUGGCACCUUCGAAGACAAUAAAACCUCAUAUUACACCGACCCAUCAUCCUUCACAGCGGCCGCAUUAUCGACCGAGGACAACCCAGCCUCCUGUUCGAAUCGACACAUGCAUUGUAGGUGAUGAUUCUACUUGCGAUCAAGCUCAAAAUGAAAAAUGCAAAACCGAGAAUGGAGUUUCUAGUUGCCAUUGUAGACCAGGGUAUUCUCGGAGAAAACACCGAGAACCCUGUAGGAGGGUUGUCUCUUUCUUUAUGAGCUUAAGAGUGGACAGAAUUUAUGAGAGAAGAAUCAUAUGGGAUAAAAUGCUGCUUGAUCCUAAUAGUGAGCCGCAUUCGCAUUUAAGUUACGAGAGUGUUCGAGCGAUUGAUUCUGCGAUGUCUAUGACUCCAUAUUCGGAUGAGUUCAUGGAAGCGAAGGUUAAUAAUAUUUAUCGAGGAGAUCCAAGCCAAGGAGCUGCUGGCGUAUUUGUUAAUCUAACAUUGAAGCUCGAGGAGAACGCCGAAACUUUGCGACCCAACCUCCGAUCAGAUAUUCAAAAACAUUUGUUAGGAGUAAUUCAUCGGCGUAAUAAUAACAUCGGAAAUUCUGUUCUCUAUGUCGAAUCGCCACCUGGAUCGAUUUCCCACCUUCAGGAUCUCGAUGAAUGUCAGUCACGAGAACUGAAUGAUUGCCACGUAAACGCUCAGUGUAUGAACUUUUGGGGCAGUUUCAGAUGUCAGUGCGAACCAGGUUUCCGUGAUCCUUGGUCCGAUCAACCCCAACGCGCCGGACGCGAAUGCCAAUCAUGUCCACAAACAUACUGCAAUAAUCGAGGUAUCUGCAAUUAUGAUGCAGAUGGUGCUCAAAUUUGUACCUGCGAUGGGAGCUUCUACGGAUCCCAGUGCGAGAUCGACGGAGAAGUUCUUGGAGUAGCAAUUGGUGCUUCUGUGGCUGCAGUAAUUAUAAUUGUUCUAACUUUGAUUUGCCUGAUAAUGUGGUCGAGGAAGUGGCAUCGGGAACAGAAAAAUGCCAUGGGGUCCCCAGUCUUUGGAUACAUGGCUACAGCUCCGGUAAAGGCAGCAGCGAUGGGGCAAACCCCGUACCAAGUGACCUUGGAGGACCGAAUGAGAUGGGCGCAGAUUGCUGACGUGAUGGCUCAGGCAAAUCAUUAUGCGAAAUUUCAGGCUGAACCGGUGGCAUCGACCAGACCGUCCUCUGCGAUGUUUGGGUAUCCAACCUUGCAAUCGAUGGGUGCUAUAGGUGGAAUGUCUAUAGCUGGCACACUUCCCAUUCAUCAGGCUCAAAUGCCUCCAGUUCCUCUACCAAGGUUGGGACUCAGUUCACGAUCUAAUGGAAUGAGGACCCUGGACAAUUCAAGCUCGAGCGAAGAGGAAGACCGAACUGACUUGCUAGGACGAAAUUUCCAAGUACCAAGGCCCAAAAGUAGAAGCAACGGUAGUAUAGCUAACCAAUCUGGUAUCUAUUACGAUGUUGAAUAUGAACCUACGGGCGUUGAGAUGUAUGGCAACUCAACAACGUCGCUGGCAAACACAAUCCCAGGGCCGCAGGGCAUCCCAAUGAGCACGUACACGUCGGGAAGGGCACCAUCAACGUAUUAUAUGAAAUAA